Molecule: messenger RNA, 5656 nt
Organism: Hipposideros armiger (great roundleaf bat)
Lineage: Eukaryota; Metazoa; Chordata; Mammalia; Chiroptera; Hipposideridae
Gene: FOXO1
Product: forkhead box O1
Exons: 3
Coding region: 452-2440 (662 amino acids)
Biological process (GO): regulation of transcription by RNA polymerase II; insulin receptor signaling pathway
Cellular component (GO): nucleus
Molecular function (GO): RNA polymerase II cis-regulatory region sequence-specific DNA binding; DNA-binding transcription factor activity, RNA polymerase II-specific
Source: RefSeq, a predicted model, not a curated record
GCGGGGGGUGGCGGCAGAUCCCGUAAGUCCGGAGGCCGAGUAGUAGCUUCAGCCUUCGCCACCGCCGCCACAUUCAACAGGCAGCAGCUCGGCAGUCGCGCCGCCGGGGAGAGCGAGCGGCUCGCGGCGUCGGUCCGUUCUCCGGUCCGCGGGCCCUGUCAGCAGGAGCGCGGCGCCCGCGCUGUCCGGGCCCGGCGACACUGGCCAGCCGUCCCGUCGGUGCAGCGGACCCGGAGGAGACUGGAUGUUGAUGGACUCGCGAAGUUAAGUUCUGGGCUCGCGCUUCCACCCCACCGCGCCUUCCUCCCGGUUUCCAUCCGCCGGCGGCAGCGACCUCGCCCCCACGCCCCGCCAAUCUCGGACCGGCUCUUCACGCCCUCUCCCCCUUGGCCCCGAGUGCCUCGCUUUACUCCUUGGCUCCACCGCGGCUGGGGGAGGGGCGGGGGUCACCAUGGCCGAAGCGCCCCAGGUGGUGGAGAUCGACCCGGACUUCGAGCCGCUGCCGCGGCCGCGCUCGUGCACCUGGCCGCUGCCCAGGCCGGAGUUCAGCCAGUCCAACUCGGCCACCUCCAGCCCGGCGCCGUCGGGCGGCGCGGCCGCGAACCCCGACGCCGCGGCAGGCCUGCCCUCGGCCUCGGCGGCCGCUGUCAACGCUGACUUCAUGAGCAACCUGAGCCUGCUGGAAGAGAACGGGGACUUCCAGCAGGCGCCUGGCUCCGUGGCGGCGGCCGCAGCGGCGGCCGCGGUGGCGGCGGCGGCGGCGGCCGCAGCUGCCGCCACCGGGGGGCUGUGCGGGGACUUCCAGGGCCCGGAGGCGGGCUGCUUGCACCCAGCGCCGCCGCAGCCCCCGCCUCCCGGUCCGCUGUCGCAGCACCCGCCUGUUCCCCCGGCCGCCGCGGGGCCUCUCGCGGGGCAGCCGCGCAAGAGUAGUUCGUCCCGCCGCAACGCGUGGGGCAACCUAUCCUACGCAGACCUCAUCACGAAGGCCAUCGAGAGCUCGGCGGAGAAGCGGCUCACACUGUCGCAGAUCUACGAAUGGAUGGUCAAGAGUGUGCCCUACUUCAAGGAUAAGGGAGACAGCAACAGCUCGGCCGGCUGGAAGAAUUCAAUUCGUCAUAACCUGUCCCUACACAGCAAGUUCAUCCGUGUGCAGAAUGAAGGAACUGGAAAAAGUUCUUGGUGGAUGCUCAAUCCAGAGGGAGGCAAGAGUGGAAAAUCCCCCAGGAGAAGAGCAGCAUCCAUGGACAACAACAGUAAAUUUUCUAAGAGCCGAGGCCGAGCCGCCAAGAAAAAAGCAUCCCUCCAGUCUGGCCAGGAGGGUGCCGGGGACAGCCCGGGGUCUCAGUUCUCUAAAUGGCCUGCUAGCCCUGGCUCUCACAGCAAUGAUGACUUUGAUAACUGGAGUACAUUUCGCCCUCGAACUAGCUCAAAUGCUAGUACUAUCAGCGGGAGACUCUCCCCCAUUAUGACCGAACAGGAUGAUCUUGGCGACGGGGACGUCCAUUCUAUGGUGUACCCACCAUCCUCUGGCAAGAUCACUUCCACUCUCCCCAGUCUGUCUGAGAUAAGCAAUCCUGAAAACAUGGAAAACCUUUUGGAUAAUCUCAACCUCCUCUCAUCACCUACGUCAUUAACUGUUUCAACCCAGUCUUCACCUGGCACCAUGAUGCAGCAGACGCCAUGCUACUCGUUCACGCCACCCAACACCAGUCUGAAUUCACCCAGUCCAAACUACCAAAAAUACACCUACGGCCAAUCCAGCAUGAGUCCUUUGCCCCAGAUGUCAAUACAAACACUUCAGGACAACAAAUCAAGUUACGGAGGUAUGAGUCAGUAUAACUGUGCACCAGGACUCUUGAAGGAGUUACUUACUUCUGACUCUCCUCCCCAUAAUGACAUUAUGACCCCCGUUGAUCCUGGGGUGGCCCAACCCAACAGCCGUGUCCUUGGCCAGAAUGUGUUGAUGGGCCCCAAUUCAGUCAUGCCAACCUAUGGCAGCCAGGCAUCUCAUAACAAAAUGAUGAAUCCCAGCUCCCAUACCCACCCUGGACAUGCUCAGCCAACGUCUGCAGUGAAUGGGCGUGCCUUGCCCCACACGGUCAACACCAUGCCCCACAGUGCGGGUAUGAACCGCCUGGCCCCAGUGAAGACAGCUUUACAAGUGCCUCUGCCCCACCCCAUGCAGAUGAACGCCCAUGGGGGCUACUCCUCGGUGGGCAGCUGCAAUGGCUACAGCAGGAUGGGCAUUCUCCACCAGGAGAAGCUCCCAAGUGACUUGGACGGCAUGUCUAUCGAGCGCUGGGACUGUGACAUGGAGUCCAUUAUUCGGAACGACCUCAUGGAUGGAGAUACAUUGGAUUUUAAUUUUGACAAUGUGUUGCCCAACCAAAGCUUCCAGCACAGUGUCAAGACGACGACACAUAGCUGGGUGUCAGGCUAAGAAUGAGUUAGUGAGCAGGCUACACUUAAAAGUACUUCAGAUUGUCUGACAGCAGGAACUGAGAGAAGAAGUCCAAAGAUGUCCUUCACCCCACCUUUUCGUUUUCUUGAUUUAAAAAAACAUCACAAAAAAACCGUUUCUUUUUUCCUUUCGUCAGACUUGGCAGCGAAGACACUUUUCCUGUACAGGAUGUUUGCCCAAUGUUUGCAGGUUAUGUGCUGCUGUAGAUAAGGACUGUGCCAUUGGAAAUUUCAUUACAAUCAAGUGCCAAACUCACUACACCAUAUAACUGCAGAAAAGACUUUCGGAUUCUGGUGUGCUUUCAAGUUUUGUAUAUAAGCAGUUAGCUACAGAAUUGUACUUGUGUGUGUUUUGUUUUUUUAAAUAUCCAUUUGGUCCAAGGAAAGUUUAUACUCUUUUUGUAAUACUGUGAUGGCCUUUGCCCUUGAUAAGUUAAAUUUUUGUUUGUACUACCUGUAUUCUGCUGAACUGACGUAUCAGAGAACCAAGCUCUCUGUUCUGCACCUCCAUUGAACAGCUUUGGACCUGUUCAUGUUGCCACAUAAUUCACAUGAGAACCAAUAGCCUGUUAUCAGUCUGCUGAAUCAAUGGACUUGUCAAACUCUUUUGGGAAAAAAAAAUAGAUUAAACGCCAGCCUUGUACAGGUCUUUUCAAUUUUUUUUUGUUUGUUAUUUGCAAAUUUGUACAAACAUAUAAACGGUUAUAAUUUCCAGAUAAAUGAUUUUUGAUGUUACUAUUGGGACUUGAGAUCUUUUAUGGAAUAGAUAUUGAACUGUAAUGUUUUCUUAAAACUAGAGUCUACUUUGUUAUAGUAUGCUUGUAAAUUUGUGGAAUCCCAGAUAUUUGAGACGGCAUCCAUAAUUUUCAUUUCGUAUUCUAACUGGAUUAGUACUAAUUUUGUACUUUGUGCUUAAUUGGUUUGUACACUUUGGGAUGCUACUUGGUGAUGUUUCUGACUAAUCUUAAAAUCAUUGUAAUUAGUACUUGCAUACUCAGCGUUUCUGGCCCUGUUUUGACAGGAGAGUGAUGUACAGUUAUGGAUAUUUUGCGUUUCAUGUUAAGGAGAAUUUGAUACAUUUUUAUGUAUGUGUUUUAAAGAGAUUUCAUCUGCUUCUAGUACCCUGUGAACUAAGCAUCCGCAUAGUAUUGAGUCUUCUGAUAGAUGCCUGUCAGCUUGUCAUUGCAGUUACUCCUGGGGGGCUUUGUAAUGUUUGUAGAUGAGAAAGGGAGAUCUGCAUCUAAAACAGUUCUCCUUUCUCAAACCGGGGAUUUUGAUCAACAACCUUUUUGAGUUGAGCUUCGGCAAAAGUUUUCCCUCAUAUUUCUGUGCUCUUAUUUUGGUCUAGGUGGAGGUUGGUUUUGUAGCUCUGCUUUGAAGGAUUAUGUCAACACUCACACUUCAUCCUUUUUUCCAUUCUGUUCUGCAGAUUGCUUAGCACACUGUGGAAAGUAAGUCGAAGAGGGGAAUUUUAAAAUGGGACUUAAGUGAUUUGUAGAAUGCUUUGGUGUUCAUGAGCACAGAUGGCUCCCAAAUGCAAUAGAACUUGUUUAAAAAUUGAGGAAAUUAAUCUGAAAAUCAGCCAUCCAGCUAUAAGUUGCAUAUUUGAAUUUAUUUUAAAAGCCUUUGCAUAAGUAAGAAUUUUUUUAGCCUUUAGCAACCUAAACUGUAAUUCCAAUCAUUGUGUUUUAAUAUUUUCCAAUUACCUGUAACUGACAGUUAAAUUGGCUUUGUGUCCCACUUAAUGCAUUGGUAUUUUCAAGUCAUGUGGAAUGCCGAAGUCAGCACAAUAAAAGGAAAAGGUGCACAAAAAUAUUCUUCUUGCCUUCUUGGGAAGGCUCUGAUUUCUAUGUACUUGGCCCAAAUCACUUUGCUUUAUCUUGCCUGUGAAUUGCAUCACUGUUGGCUUGGUUUUUCUUACAUGUUUAACAAGAACCACAAGUGUUCCUGGUAGAUUUUCUAUAGGAGGCAGCUCUAUGCUAAACUUCCCACUGUACCUUCUGUUUUGAAAAUUCGUUAAAUAACCACCUCUCUAACCAUUUUCAUUGUUGGCCACUCCAAAACAUGUCUGGUUUUAGAAACCCUAGUUCCUCUGAGCAGUGCCUCCUGCAUAUAGAAUAGAACUUGUUGGUGCAGCAUUACCAUGGACUGUCUAUCACAUGCCAUUGCACACGAGCCCCCAAACCCCCAUUGGAUCAUUAAAGAGAUAAGUACAGCUGAAAUCAUUAUUGAAAUCUUACCACUUCAUAGAGUGACUUUUCAAAAGAUGUUUCUCCCUCGAGUCUGUAAAUAUCUUUUUUUCCCUUCAAAUUUAUCUCUGUGUUGAAAUUCUAAUAUGAAUCCUGGGUAGCUAGCUCUCUGGGGGUACAGUGAACUCCAGUGAAAUGCACCUUGUCUAUUUUGAAAACAUUAUGUGACCUCUGGUAAUUCUUUUUCUGUACGAAUACUGACUUUCUGGAGUAGUGUAUCAGUUAUUGUACAUGAUUGCUUUGUGAAAUGUGCAAAUGAUAUCACCUAUGCAGCCUUGUUUAUUUCCUCUGGUUUGUACUUUUAUUAAAAGCAUAUUGUAUUAUAGAGCUAUUCAGAUAUUUUAAGUAUAAAAGUAUUGUUUCUGUAAUAUAGACGUUUGGAAUAUAUUUAGGUAAUAGAUGCAUUACUUGGAAAGUUCUGCUUCGACAAACUGACAAAGUCUAAAUUAAUUAGCAAAUGUUAUAUCCCAGUGAGCAGUAAAUCAAUGGGACAUCCCAAGAAGAGAAGGACACUUAAAAUGGAAACAGUUCUCCAGAGAUAUUUAUACAAUUGGGACUUGUUCAACUGCCCCCAAAAUUCUUAUAUUCAACUCUUAAGGGUUCUUAAUUUACAACUGACUUUUAAAUGAGAAGUUUCUCUUGUGAUUUUAGUUUGGGAGUAAUCAUUCAGUAAAAAAAUUCAAUGUGGUUUAUGCAAACAAAACCACCUAGUGUGAUUCUUGGCUUCCUGUUUGAGGGUGGUGCACAGCCUGACGGUGUGGUGGGCGUGGCCACGUACCUAAUCACGCCAGCCUGCGUUUCCCUACUUAGUAACAGUGCAAAGUCGGUGUUUCUAUUCCAAUAAUACACUCUGAGAAGUGCCUGAUGAUGCUGAUGUACUUACAGACACAACAAUCUUUGAUGUUAUUGUAUAAAGCCAUAAAUGUACAUAAAUUAUGUUUAAAUGG